UGAUAUUAUGAAUGAAUGCCCCAUACUGUUGAAUAUUUAAGGUUAAUGGUGUUAGAAAGCAUUGCUAGAGCGAACCAGGGACUUUGAACAGUCGUUUAGGGCUUUUGGAAUCACUUUUUGACUGUUGAAAAGUGAUUCUGAGUUCAUCUUUCUUCGCCUAUAUACAGAUAUAGAUAUAGAUAUAGAGUGAAGAGGUUAUGGUGGGUUUGACAGAUGUGGGUAGUGUUGUCACUUCAAUUAGUGAUGGAUUAGAGCAAGAGGUCAGUAGUGUUAGAGAAAAUGAGAACUUGGGUGUUGACCUUUUGGAGGGUUUGGAUUCCUAUUUGGAAGAUAUUAAUGACUGGUUGACUAUUUCGAGGAUGGUGAAAGCUGUUGAACGAGUGGCGGAGGAGAAAAUUGCUGCCAAAGAAUUGGAGGUGGCCAGUCUGAAGGAGAGAUUGCAUUUUCACAAAUUGGGUGCUGAUAAAAGUGUGUCAUCAGGGUCUCCAAUGGCACACCGAGAGCAAAGAAGUUUGGAAAAUGGGUUGUAUUGUAGCUUUCCUGAUGCUGUAGUGGAGCAUGAUAAGAUGAGGGAAUCUUUAUGCGGCCUAAGAAGUGUGGCCAUAGACCAGAUUAAGAAGCUCAAGAAAGAUAUUGAUAGCAUAAGAGGGUGUGGUUCAAUGAGAAAGAUUGGUUCUGGUUCAGAAUUGGUGGGAUUGGGUGGAAUUCUUCCAAUGGAGGCAUCUGAACCAGGGUGUAGAUAAAAGACUCAAUACUCUGAAAACUACAGUGGAUACUAUCUGUACACAGGUGGAUGAUAUGGUUCGCUUGGCUAAGGCAUCACUUUGUGAGUGGCAGCAGGAGCAGGAGUUUCAGAGGGAGGUUGAAACAAUGGUGAUACGGAGUUCAAUUAGGAGUAUCCACGAAGAGUUUGAAGAUAAAUUAUGGGAUCAAAGUGCUCAUCUUUGUGGCAGCCAAAGUGUGAACUGGCUUGAAAGGAUCAAUGAGGUUUCAAAUUUACGCAAGGAAUUAGAUGUGAUCUUAAAGUCACUAUCCGAUGCUGAAACUGGACAGUUAAUUUCUCAUGGGUCUCAUGACA
Messenger RNA from Camellia sinensis, 1078 nucleotides. Lineage: Eukaryota; Viridiplantae; Streptophyta; Magnoliopsida; Ericales; Theaceae. The record is from RefSeq and is a predicted model, not a curated record.